AUGGUUAAGGGAGAUCCCAAACGCGAUUACUAUGCGGAUCUAAACUUGAAUUCCAAUGUCGACUCAGAGCAGAUCAAGAAGGCAUAUCGAGAGCUCGCUCGAUUAUAUCACCCGGACCGCAACCGCGGCAGUGAAGUCGACGUCGUCCCCAAAUUCCAAGCCAUCCAAGCCGCCCACGAAAUCCUCGGUGAUCCCGAGUCCCGCCAAAAGUACGAU
Molecule: messenger RNA, 216 nt
Organism: Eremomyces bilateralis CBS 781.70
Lineage: Eukaryota; Fungi; Ascomycota; Dothideomycetes; Eremomycetales; Eremomycetaceae
Product: heat shock protein DnaJ
Exons: 2
Source: RefSeq, a predicted model, not a curated record